AUGCCUUCAAUGCCUGAUUGCUAUACGUUACACAAUGGUGCAUGGCAGGAAAGCGACGACAAACUUAGGAUAAUUAGCAGAAACGUUUUGGAAGUCAUUAAAAGCGUUUGGCGCGACCCGGCAUUUAAGAAUGAGACAGUAAGUGAGAGUAUGUACUUAAGCCGUAUAAUCGGGCCGGCUAUUCUUACGCUGCUGUCAGAUAAUCCAUUUGGUGAAGAUUUAACGUAUUUUAGUUCUGAGCGCCAAAGUAUCGCGAGAGCAGAUCGAAGAAAUAGAAAGUGUCAAACAGGAAGACGGCCAGACUUGAUGUUAGUUGCAAAAGAUGAUGACAGAACAUACGAAUUACUGUACUUAGAAUGUUCGAAACCUGCAUGCACACGACAAAAAGAGAACGACGAUAAAACGAAGCUAUGGCGCCAUAUGAAUGAUGGACUAUACUGGGUUUAUAAGACUCGUAGACCGGAAAAAGGCCACUUUGGAGUAAUUGGUGUGCAGGUGGCAGGGACAAAGCUUAUUCUAAAGAUCAUGAUAAGAGACAGGCCCGAGGUUCAUUGUUUGUUUAGAUUGCAAGAAACGGUCCAAUUUGCAACCGUUGAAGUGUUAGCAGAUUUUAUGAAAGUCUUGCUAACGAUUCGAAAUAUUUUGAUAAUUAAUGUACAGUUAUUGUACAAUGCGAGAAUACGAAGAUCGCAAAGAAAUGAGGACAGUACGACUGUGACAUCUGAAUAG
This is a messenger RNA of Paraglomus occultum, 729 nucleotides long. Lineage: Eukaryota; Fungi; Glomeromycota; Glomeromycetes; Paraglomerales; Paraglomeraceae. The record is from the annotation of a GenBank genome assembly.